Messenger RNA from Naegleria gruberi, 1593 nucleotides. RefSeq lists its product as uncharacterized. Gene Ontology annotation, molecular function: mRNA binding. The record is from RefSeq and is a predicted model, not a curated record. Gene Ontology annotation, biological process: regulation of mRNA splicing, via spliceosome. Bases 1 to 1593 code for a protein of 530 amino acids. The transcript has a single exon. Gene Ontology annotation, cellular component: nucleus. Lineage: Eukaryota; Heterolobosea; Eutetramitea; Acrasida; Naegleriidae.
AUGCCAAACAUACCGCCACCUUCCGGGCUCUAUCGUCAGGACAAUUCUUCUUCUUACAAUAACAAUAGAAAUAACAAUAAUUAUUCUUCAUCAUCAUCGUCAUCAACGGCAUCGCGAGGAAUUUCAGCCUUUCAACGACAACAUAACGCCGAUCAACCUUCAUCAUCAUACAAUAAUAAUAAUAAUAGAAGAGGUGUUGGUGAUAGAGGAGAGAGAGGAGAUAGAGGUGGUGAAAGAGGAUCUUAUCAAUCCUAUGAUUCGCAUAAGAGAAAUUAUAAUGAAUAUAAUGAUGAUCAUCAUCAACAUGAUUCGUAUUCUUCAUCUUCGUAUAAAAAGAAUAAGAUGGAUCAUCAUUAUUCGUCAUCUUCAUAUGAAAAUCAAUCAUCACAAUCAUAUAACAAACCAAAUUCUAAUGGAUUUUCACUAGGCAAUUCAAAUGUAUCAUUUCCGACUAUUUUACCAAGUUUUUUGAGUAAGGAUGCUAUCAAUGCUUUAAUGGCUCGUAUUCGUCUUAAUGAAAUUAAUGAACAAGGAGUUCAAAAUAAUGGAUUUUCCUCUCUAGAACAAUAUGAAAAACACAAAUUAUAUACAGAAGUUCAAAAACUAGUUGCACUCGCAAAACUAAUUAAUCCUCUCUUUUCCUUUGAAAAUCAUUUUGUUUAUGUGAAACAAUUCAUCUCAGAGUGUGAAAUGUCAAUGGCUGAUUCAUUGGAUCAAGAUGGAACUGAUGGAAAACAAAUUAAUAGAAAGAUUUACAUUCCAGUAGAUGAAUAUCCUGACUAUAAUUUCAUUGGUUUGAUUAUCGGACCUGGAGGUUUAACACAAAAGAAACUUGAAAAGGAGAGUGGAGCCAAGAUUGCUGUUCGUGGUAAAGGAAGUGUAAAACCAGGUAAAAUACCAACAAAAUCAUUUGCAGAUGAAGAAAACUUGCACGUUCUCAUCACUGCUGAUGAUGAAGAUUCUGUGGAAAAGGCAGCUGAAAUGAUCAAGAGAUUAUUGAUUCCUGUUGAAGAAGGAAGCAAUGAACUCAAGAAGGAACAACUUAGAGAAUUAGCAAGACAACGAGGUUUUACCAUUGAAGGUAUGAGUGAUGCUGAACUAGGUGUUGUGGCAGAAGAAGGUGGUGAAUCUGCUUUCCUUGCCAAACUUCAAUCAUAUGGACUAAAUCAACACAUGCCAGAUCAACCAACAAUACCUGGUGUGACAUCAAAUGUUGAAAUUCCAGGUAUUACUGACAAUAAGAAAUAUAACAAGAAUAUGGAAAGUGCAAUGGAUAAACUUAAAAGAGAUUUAUUGGGUGGAGAGGAUAAUGAAAAUAAGCAAGAAGAAGAAAAUGAGGAAAUUGUGAUAGAAGCUCCAAAACUUACCACUCCUUCAUCUGCUCCAUUUGAUGAUGCCUAUCAACAAACCUAUGACUUGUACUAUGAUUAUUAUAAGCAAUUCUUUGCAAGACAAGUUGAAACAUUCCAAAAGUUUGAAGAUAUACUGAGAGGAUAUGAUGGUCAGCUCCCUAAAAAUGAUAUGAAUACAGCUUUCCAAGUUGUUGUGAUGGCAGUUAAUGACAUUGUUCCUCCAAUUCCAGGAGAAAAAUAA